UGCCGGGAGAUCCUCAAGACGUUAAAGUGACGCCGAUCAAUUCUACCGCGCUACACGUCGAAUGGAAACCUCCGAAAUCGAAAGAACAGAACGGCGUGAUUAGGGGCUAUCAUGUACACGUGCACGAAGUGAGGGAGGAGGGAAAGGAUCUGUUGAACGAACCGAUACGACGCGUGCAAGAGGACGGUGUGUUGGAAAUGAAUAUUACCGGUUUACAACCCGACACCAGAUACUCGGUCCAAGUAGCUGCUGUGACGAGAAAAGGCGACGGCGAUCGUUCCGCGCCAAUGCACGUGAGAACUCCCGGAGGUGUACCAAACAGGCCUCAAGUAAACGUAAAAGUUUUGAACAAAGAUCGCGACAUGCUCGAACUCGAUUGGGUGCAACCGACGCAAACUUACGGCGAGCUACUCGGCUACAGGAUUAGGUACGGGAUUAAAAAUCAAACGCUGAGGGAAGAAUUCAUCCAAGGAACUCGCCAGCACACCUACAGGAUCACGGAUCUCGAAGAACGGGGCGUAGACUACGAGUUCAGGGUAGCUGGGCAAAACGCGAUCGGCUUCGGGCAGGAGACGGUACGGUACUGGUUCAGUCCCGAAGGAGAGCCGACCGGUCCCCCGACGAAUUUGUCCUACUUUUUCCAAACUCCCGACACGGUGUGCGUGACCUGGGACAGGCCGCUGCGACAGCAUAGGAACGGUCAGAUAAUCGGGUACGACGUUCAGUUCAACAAGAAGAACGAUCACUCGACGACCGUGGACAGGAACACGACCAAGACUAGGGCUGUUUUCACAAACCUGGAGGAAAAUACCGAGUACGUGUUUCACGUGAGGGCGCACACGUCGAAAGGCAGCGGUCCGUACUCGGAGAAGAUCACGAUCGUAACGGAGAAAGACAUCGGCCGGGCACCGAUGUCCGUGAAAGCUGUGGCCACGUCGGACACGAGCGUGGAAGUCUGGUGGGAGCCGGUGCCGAAUCGUGGCAAGAUCAUCGGUUAUCAAAUAUUUUACACGACCACCGCGGUCGAAGAUCUGGACGAGUGGAAACAAAAGACCGUCGGUCUAACCGAGUCUGCCGAUCUGGUCAACUUGGAGAAGUUUACUCAGUACGCGAUCACAGUUGCGGCCAGAUAUAAAAACGGCCUGGCAAGACUGAGCGAGAAAGUGACGGUUAAAGUGAAGCCCGAGGACGUACCGUUGAAUCUAAGAGCACCGGACUCCUCCACUCACUCGAUGACUCUCUCUUGGAGACCGCCGAUAAGACUGAACCCUAUGCACUACAAAGUCUCUUUCGACGCUGUCAAAGAGUUCGUCGAUUCGCAGGGUAUCACGCAAACCCAGAUGGUUCCGCGUAGACAGAUUCUGUUGGAUCCUAGCGUAACCACUACCACGAUAAACGAGCUACAACCGUUCACCACGUACAACGUGAACGUGAGCGCGGUGCCGCGGGACAGUCAGUACAGGCCACCGGCUAAAAUUACGGUCACCACUCAAAUGGCCGCCCCGAAGCCCAUGGUCAAGCCGGACUUCUACGGCGUGGUGAACGGCGAGGAGAUUCAAGUGAUCUUACCCCAGGCUUCCGAAGAGUACGGGCCAAUUUCCCACUACUACUUGAUCGUCGUGCCCGAAGAUAAAUCGACGGCGAACAAGCAGCCCGACGAAUUAACCGAGGACAUGAUUGCGGGCAAGGGAACCAAGCAGGAGAAGGACAACGCUCCGUACAUCGCCGCGAAAUUCUCCCACAGAGAUAUACCCUAUACCUUCCAUCUUGGCAACGGAGACAUCUACGAAGGUUACGAGAAUCGCAAGCUCGAGAAGAACAAACGAUACCGGAUUUUCGUUCGAGCGGUCGUAGACACACCGAGAAAGCACUUGUACACUUCGUCGCCCUUCUCCGAGUACUUGUCCCUCGAUAUGAGAGAAGUGCCGCCCGGUGAACCGCCUCGACGUCCCAAUCCGAAUACCCCGGUCGACGGAAAUCCGGAAGUUUCGGUAAAAACCAGCGGGCAAGAGCCGGGUAUGGUGUGGGUGGUCGGACCGAUAAUAGCGGCGUUGAUGGUCAGCGUAUUCCUCGUGCUUCUCUUCGUAAUCAAAAAACGUAGGCAACCCUGCAAAGCUCCCGAUCAAGCGGCUGUGACUAGACCGCUGAUGGCUGCUGACAUUAGCUCGAAUCACGCGCCGUCCGAUCCGGUGGAGAUGCGCCGUCUAAACUUCCAAACGCCCGGCAUGGCUUCUCAUCCUCCGAUCCCCAUCAGCGAACUGGGACAUCACAUCGACCGUCUGAAAGAGGGCGACAAUCUGAAAUUCAGUCAAGAAUACGAAUCGAUAGAGCCCGGACAACAAUUCACAUGGGACCAUUCCAACAUGGAGAUAAACGCCUCGAAGAAUCGAUACGCGAACGUGAUCGCGUACGAUCAUUCCAGGGUAAUUCUACAAACGAUCGACGGCAUAUCUGGCACAGACUACAUAAACGCGAAUUACUGCGACGGCUACAGAAAGCAGAACGCGUACGUAGCCACGCAGGGCCCGCUUCAGGAGACCUUCGGCGAUUUCUGGCGAAUGUGUUGGGAACUCAAGUCCAGCACGAUCGUGAUGAUGACGAAACUGGAGGAGAGAACGAGGAUAAAGUGCGAUCAGUAUUGGCCGAGCAGAGGGUCCGAGACUUACGGUUUAAUGACAGUCACCAUCACCGAUAUGCAAGAAUUGGCCACCUACUGCAUCCGUACCUUCCAGAUAUCUCGAGCUGGCUAUUCGGAAAGACGGGAGAUAAAACAGUUGCAAUUCACAGCCUGGCCGGACCACGGUGUGCCCGAACAUCCCGCUCCGUUCUUGCAGUUCCUGCGCAGAGUCAGAUCCCUCAAUCCUCCGGACAGCGGACCGCUGAUCGUCCACUGUAGCGCCGGCGUUGGAAGAACCGGUUGUUUCAUCGUCAUCGACUCGAUGCUCGAGAGGAUCAAGCACGAGAAAAUGAUCGACAUAUACGGCCACGUGACCUGUCUACGCGCUCAAAGGAACUACAUGGUCCAAACCGAGGAUCAGUACAUAUUCAUUCACGACGCACUUUACGAAGCGGUGAUUUGCGGAAGUACCGAGGUGCCGGCCAGAAAUUUGCACUCUCACAUUCAGAAACUGAUGCAGCCGGAGCUGGACAAUAUCACCGGGAUGGAGCUCGAGUUCAAGAAAUUGUCCAACAUCAAGGUGGACUCGUCGCGAUUCAUCUCCGCCAAUCUUCCUUGCAACAAGCACAAAAAUCGACUGGUCCACAUUUUGCCGUACGAGUGUACCAGAGUAUGCCUGCAGCCUCAACGCAACAUCGAAGGGUCCGACUACAUAAACGCCAGCCUGAUCGACGGAUAUCGGUAUCGAGGUGCUUACAUCGCGACACAGGGACCCCUCUGCGACACCACCGACGAUUUCUGGCGUAUGCUUUGGGAGCAUAACUCCACGAUCGUGGUCAUGUUGACGAAAUUGAAAGAAAUGGGUAGGGAGAAGUGCCAUCAGUACUGGCCGUCCGACAGGUCGAUCCGUUACCAGUGUUUCGUCGUCGAUCCCAUCGCCGAGUACAACAUGCCCCAGUACAUCUUGAGAGAGUUCAAAGUGACGGACGCGCGGGACGGAGCGAGCCGUACGGUCAGACAAUUCCAGUUCAUCGACUGGCCCGAACAGGGUGUACCGAAAUCCGGCGACGGAUUCAUCGAUUUCAUCGGGCAGGUGCACAAAACCAAGGAACAAUUUGGUCAAGACGGGCCGAUAACCGUGCACUGUAGCGCAGGCGUUGGAAGAACCGGAGUUUUCAUCACGCUCAGCAUCGUCUUGGAGCGUAUGCAGUACGAGGGAGUGGUCGACAUCUUCCAGACGGUCAGAAUAUUGCGAACUCAACGGCCAGCCAUGGUUCAAACCGAGGACCAAUAUCAAUUCUGCUAUCGUGCCAGUUUGGAAUAUCUCGGUUCGUUCGAUCAUUACGCCAACUGACAACCCGACACCCGCGAGGACAGAAGAGAUCGGCAGAGAAACGAGCGAGGAGAGGUCGGUGACCGGGCAAAAGUGCGGCGCGUCUAGUGCCGUAAAGUACUCCAAGAGUAUCUAAGUUUCCAAGUAUGUAGCCUACACCACGGUAAAUAGGCCCUUCCACCGGGCAAAUAGGUACUGCAGUAGGAGAGGGCGAGAAAUUGUUUACUUGUCGGGCAACUAACGAAACGCGUAGUAGCCAAGUAUCUUAUUGCGAAUGGUGUUGUUGCAGCGGUCUCGGGGUCUUGGAACGCGGAAACCUUUCGUUUUUAACGGCAUCCUAAUAUAAUACAUAUGCCGAACUGAACUUUUAUCGAAGGGACAAGAGUGCCGUUUACCAAAUCUACGGCUCAGAAUCGUAGGAAAACAAUCAUAUCUGUAGAAAUAUUAUUUACCGAAACUUCGUUUACAGUUCAAACGGAACAACAACAAAUAACAAACUAUAGAGCCACACGCACAGGGAAUAAAAGAGCUCGGACUAACUUUUCGAGCCAGGAGUCGAAGAGGCAAUAUCGAGGAAAAGAUCGUGUAAUCGAAUGUUCGAUCACUGAGACAUAUCCAACUCGAUGACAAUUCGGGGCCACCUUGCGAUUACGCCCUUCUGCCGUAGAAGAGAAAAAAGAAGAAAGA
Molecule: messenger RNA, 4637 nt
Organism: Habropoda laboriosa
Lineage: Eukaryota; Metazoa; Arthropoda; Insecta; Hymenoptera; Apidae
Product: tyrosine-protein phosphatase Lar-like
Exons: 7
Biological process (GO): protein dephosphorylation
Molecular function (GO): protein tyrosine phosphatase activity; protein binding
Source: RefSeq, a predicted model, not a curated record